Messenger RNA from Paramuricea clavata, 720 nucleotides. The record is from the annotation of a GenBank genome assembly. Lineage: Eukaryota; Metazoa; Cnidaria; Anthozoa; Malacalcyonacea; Plexauridae.
CUUAUGUUUUUACCAACCUUGGAAAAGAAGGACCCGAGGGACCUGCAAACACGAGUGGUUACCUAGGAACGACUCUAGAAGGCCAGGUUACGUUGAAUGCUGGAAUCCAGAUGUGGCAAGUACCAUACACAGGUACUUACAUAAUCGAGUCACGUGGUGCAGCUGGUGCAAACGGCACUUUUCAGAACAGGUUGGGAAAGGGCUCCGCUGGCACAUUGAAGCGUGGAGGCUUGGGAGCAAAAAUAAGCGGAAAAUUUUGGCUUACUCAUGGGACCUUGUUGAAAAUUCUUGUGGGCCAGCGUGGAAUGAUAGGUACAUAUGGUUGUAGACGUGGACAUAUACAUAAACAGCUUUUUUUCCGUGCUGGUGGGGGAGGUGGAGGGUCUUUUGUAACAUACGUGAAUAAUACCCCCCUUGUUAUUGCUGGUGGUGGUGGUGGUGGCGGCAGCAGCUGCUGUGGUGCAUGCGUUGGGAUUGCAGAUAAAUCUGAUGGUGAUUCGGGACAGUUAGGGGUAUUAGGGAGCAGAUGUAACAGUACGGUAGGAAAUGGGGGCAUGCUAUGUUCUAAUGAAAAGGGAUACACGACCGAGGCUGGAAGUGGAGCUGGGUUGCUAAGCGACGGUAGUACUUCGUGGUUUUCUCCUGCUAGGUGUUUUGUCGACGGAGGGAGAGGUGGUAGUGGUAGCGCUGACGGAGGGUUUGGUGGUGGUGGUGGUUGCG